Monodelphis domestica (gray short-tailed opossum) is the source of this 1018-nucleotide messenger RNA. RefSeq names its product olfactory receptor 4C46-like. NCBI's taxonomy places the organism in Eukaryota, Metazoa, Chordata, Mammalia, Didelphimorphia, Didelphidae. The record is from RefSeq and is a predicted model, not a curated record. Gene Ontology annotation, molecular function: G protein-coupled receptor activity; olfactory receptor activity. Gene Ontology annotation, biological process: G protein-coupled receptor signaling pathway. Gene Ontology annotation, cellular component: membrane.
UUAAUACAAGAGUCCCUUACUAAAUUGUUUUUACUUUCUUUACAGAUAAAAACAGCUUAUGUCUAAAUCCAACAUUUCUAAGGAAUAAAUGGAUAAUAGAAACAAUGUGACUGAAUUUAUUCUACUGGGUCUUACAGAUAAUCCAAAGAUGCAGAAAAUUUUUUUCAUUGUGUUUUUGAUCAUAUAUGCUAUCACAAUGGUUGGUAACACACUCAUUGUCAUCACCAUUAUCAUUGACCCAACUAUGGAUUCCCCUAUGUACUUUUUCCUUGCCUACUUGUCCUUUAUAGAUGCCUGCUAUUCAUCUGCUAAUGCACCCAAACUCAUUACAGACUCAUUAUAUGAAAAGAAACUCAUUUCCUUCAAUGGUUGCAUGACACAAGUCUUUGGUGAAUACUUCUUUGGAGGUGCUGAGGUCAUCCUGCUCACAGUAAUGGCCUAUGACCGCUAUGUGGCAAUUUGCAAGCUUCUGCACUACAUGACCAUCAUGAAUCGGAGGGUGCGUGGCAUCUUGAUGGUUGUGGUCUGGAUAGGAGGCCUACUCCAUGCAACUAUACAGAUGCUCUUCCUGAUCCAAUUACCCUUUUGUGGUCCCAAUGUUAUAGAUCACUUCAUGUGUGACUUAAAUCCUUUGCUUAAUCUUGCCUGCACUGACACUCAUACCCUUGGUCUAUUUGUUGCAGCCAAUAGUGGUUUAAUUUGCUUAUUAAACUUUCUUUUAUUAAUGGGCUCCUAUGUGGUCAUCUUGAGCUCUCUGAAGACUCUUAGUAUGGAGGGGAGACGCAAGGCCCUUUCCACUUGUGGUUCCCACAUCACCGUAGUUGUUUUAUUCUUUGUCCCUUGUAUUUUUGUCUACAUGAGGCCUGCAACAACCUUUCCCAUUGAUAAAGCUGUUGCAGUGUUUUACACAAUGAUAACACCUAUGUUAAACCCUUUAAUCUACACACUGAGAAAUGCCCAAAUGAAAAAUGCUAUCAGGAAGUUAUGCAGAAAAAAGGAGACUUUGGUUAACCAGUAA